Bradysia coprophila is the source of this 1863-nucleotide messenger RNA. Its product is annotated as myotubularin-related protein 9. Gene Ontology annotation, molecular function: protein phosphatase binding. The record is from RefSeq and is a predicted model, not a curated record. Gene Ontology annotation, cellular component: cytoplasm. Gene Ontology annotation, biological process: phosphatidylinositol dephosphorylation; negative regulation of autophagy. NCBI's taxonomy places the organism in Eukaryota, Metazoa, Arthropoda, Insecta, Diptera, Sciaridae.
AUAAACCCAAAUGUCACAGACACUGUUAGCAGAGACAAUACACCAGUUCAAAACAUAUGGACGAAAAGAAUAAUUCAAUUUAUCUUCGAGUAUUUUUGGGACAUUUUUAGUUUUAUAUCUCUCGGACAGGUGUGCGGUCCUAUUCAAUCACCAAUUCGCCAAACUCGUACAUUCAAUGGAAUUCGCCGAACUGAUUCUAACUCCAAAAUUGGAUGGAGUUACUUUACACAGUCCAUUGAGCCAGUCGCUUGAGCCAGUCGACGGAACUUUGUGCAUUACCGGUCACCAUCUAAUAUUGAGCUCGAGACGGGAAGGUGUGCAAGAGUUAUGGCUACUGCACGCCGCCAUCGAUGCCGUGGAAAGGAAGCCCAAUAUGCUGAAUAAUGUUUUGCAGGGCGGUUUGAUCGUACUGAAAUGUAAGGAUCUACGGAUCAUAUCGUUGGAAAUUGGCACGGCCCAAGAAUUCCUGAACGUUGCCUAUUCCAUCGAAAAUCUGUCGAAUUUACACGGCUGUCAGUUUCUGUAUCCGUUCUUCUAUCGGCCCAUGUACAGUAUACUGGAAGACGGAUACACGAUGUUCCAGGGAGAAUUGGAAUUCUCCAAAUUACUGGCCAGCGACGAAUGGCGAUUUUCCACCGUAAAUAAGGAUUAUUCCGUGUGCUCGACGUAUGCACCGAAAAUUCUUGUACCGAAAUCAAUCAGUGACGAAGAAAUUGUACAAUCAGCUGCCUGGCGUGACGGCGGUCGCUUUCCAAUGUUAAGCUAUCGUCACGAAAACGGGGCGAUUUUAAUGCGCAGCUCUCAGCCGAUGAACAAUCAAAAUAACAAACGGUGUCGAGCCGACGAAGCCAUUCUGAAUGUGGUGCUGGGUCGAUGUAAAAAGGGAUUCAUUGUGGACACUUGGGGCAAAGGAAAAUCGAACACCGAAACCGAUCAGCACUACACACAAUGGCGAAAGGUGGCAAGGCCAAUUGGAAAUCUGUCCUCAGCGUCCGGAAUUCUGGAUUCGUUUGCCAAAUUCAUUGAAGCAUGCAACGAUCUGUCCUGCACUCCCGAUAAAUGGCUCUCGCGUCUGGAUGGCUCCGGUUGGUUGACCUUAGUCUUGAAUUCAUUAAACGCUGCCUGUGUCGUGGCCCAAUGCCUUGAUCAAGAGGGAAGUCCAGUAUUAGUGCAUGGUGGCAAAGGAUUGGACACGCCGUUGCUAGUCUCAUCGCUGGUACAGAUUAUCCUGAAUCCAGACUGUAGGACUUUACGAGGGAUGCAGGCUUUAAUUCAUCGCGAAUGGAUCGAAUCGGGAUUUCCAUUUGCCACCCGCCAUAAGCAUAGCUGUUACACACCGUCCCAAAUUCGAGCUAAAACAUCGGCAUCCACUUUCGUGCUAUUCCUCGACUGUGUCUACCAAUUGCACAGCCAGUUUCCGUGUAGUUUCGAAUUCGGCACUAAUCUACUCACCAUACUGUUCGAGCACAGCUUUGCCAGUCAGUAUGGAACAUUUCUGGGCGACAAUGAACGCGAACGGGAACUGCUGAAGUUGCAUAGCAGAACGACCAGUCUGUGGUCGUAUUUAAAUCGACCCGAUGUGCUGAAAAGUCUGCUGAAUCCAAUUUACGAACCAAAUCAAUCGGUAAUAUGGCCGUCCGUGGCACCAAUUAGCAUAAUGGUUUGGUCAGAACUUUAUUUCCGUUGGAUAAUCGAUCAGAGUGGCACCAGAACGAUUGUGAAUCAAAUUCAAACGCUAGUCACCCAAGAAAAGGAACUGAGAACCAAAGUGAUUCGGUUGCGCAAACAACUAAGUGAUCUUACAAAGGAAUUUCAACUGAACAACAUUGCUGUGGACAGUUAAGUUUAGAAUUUAAGUGUCAC